This is a messenger RNA of Puntigrus tetrazona (Sumatra barb), 4442 nucleotides long. Its product is annotated as NACHT, LRR and PYD domains-containing protein 12-like. The transcript is spliced from 15 exons. NCBI's taxonomy places the organism in Eukaryota, Metazoa, Chordata, Actinopteri, Cypriniformes, Cyprinidae. The coding region runs from base 102 to 3635 and encodes 1177 amino acids. The record is from RefSeq and is a predicted model, not a curated record. Gene Ontology annotation, molecular function: protein binding.
CUUUGACUGACUGAACGAUAACAAACCACCUUUAAGUAAUUUGAUACGAUAAGCAGCUUCCAAAUGCUCUUGUGACAAGUGAGAAGCACACAUGCUACAGUAUGGCUGCCAAAAGAAGUUUCUUUGGGGAACACCUAAACACACCCGUUGUCAAUAGACUAGUUCAGGGUGAAUCUCCUGAGCCCAGUUGUGUGUCGAUGAAGAGUGAUGAGUCAAAGGGCACACCAAUUAACUUUAGGGAAUCGUCUGCUGAUGUCAGUACUCAGGGUGAAUCUCCUGAGCCCAGCUGUGUGUCCAUGAAGAGUGAUGAGUCAAAGGGCACACCAGUUAACUUUAGGGAAUCUUCUGCUGAUGUCAGUAACAAACAGGAUGGGUCAGUUUUGCUUGAAAAGAAAAAGUUGGACUCCAUUUUUAAGGAGCUUAAGCCCAAAAUGAUCUCUCUGAUGAAAAAAGAGCUGAAAAUAUUCAAGAAAUUACUGAGUCCAGAUUACCCAGUGUGCUCUGAGAAAGAGUGGGACAAUGAUGAUAAAGGUCAGGACAGAUUGAGAAGGGGGAUUCUGAAAAUAACACUGCACAUCCUGAGGCAGAUGAACCAGGCAGACCUCGCAAACACAUUACAGACCAAAUGUGCCCCUGUAUGCCAACAAAAACUUAAAUCCAAACUUAAAGACAAAUUUCAGAGAAUUAAUGAAGGGAUCUUCCAUCAAAUUAACUCAACACUUCUUAAUGAGGUCUACACUGAGCUCUACAUCACAGAAGGAGGGAUUAGUGAAGUUAAUAAUGAGCAUGAGGUGAGACAGAUUGAGACAGCAUUUAGGAGACCAGAGACACCAGAAACACUAAUCAAAUGCAAUGACAUCUUUAAAGCCUUACCUGGACAAGAUAAAUCUGUCAGAACCAUGCUGACUCAAGGAGUUGCUGGAAUUGGAAAAACUGUGUCUGUGCAUAAAUUUAUUCUGGAUUGGGCAGAAGGAAAAGACAAUCAGGAUGUCCACUUCAUAUUUCCACUUCCUUUCAGGGAGCUCAAUUUGAUGAAGGAGAAAUAUAUCAGUUUUAUGGAGCUUCUUCAUCUUUUUUUUAAAGAUGCCAAAGAACUGACAUCAACAGACUAUGAGGAUUACAAGAUUGUGUUCAUAUUUGAUGGAAUGGAUGAAUGUCGACUUCCUUUAAAUUUGACAAAAAACCCAAACCUAUUUGAUAUAACAGAACCGGCCUCGGUGGAUGUGCUGCUGACGAACCUGAUCAAGGGGAAUCUUCUUCCUUCAGCUCUCCUCUGGAUCACCUCUCGACCAGCAGCAGCCAAUCAGAUCCCUCCUGAGUGUGUUGACCAGGUCACAGAAGUGCGAGGAUUCAAUGACCCUCAGAAAGAUGAAUAUUUCAUGAAGAGAAUAAGUGAUCAAAGUCUGGCCAGUAGAAUCAUCACACACAUCAAAUCAUCAAGGAGUUUAUACAUCAUGUGCCACAUCCCAGUCUUCUGCUGGAUUUCAGCCACUGUUCUACAGAGUAUGUUAUGUGAAGCAGAGAGUGCAGAGAUCCCCAAGACACUCACUCAAAUGUUCACACACUUCCUGAUCUAUCAGAUCAAACUGAAGACACAAAAGUAUGAAAAUAAAUAUGAAGUAAAUCCUCAGCUAACUCUAUCACUAGGAAAGUUAGCUUUUGAACAACUAGAAAAAGGGAACCUGAUCUUCUAUGAGGAGGAUUUGAGAGACUGUGGAAUUGACGCCAGAGAAGCAUCAGUAUACUCUGGAAUUUGCACUCAAAUCUUCAGAGAGGAGUUUGAAUUUUACCUGGGAAAGGUGUACAGCUUUGUUCACCUGAGCGUUCAGGAGUUUCUUGCUGCUCUAUUCAAGCUCAUUUCCUGUAUUGAGAACAAAGAACACAGCUCAAAAAUUACUGAGUUUCUAAAGAGUGAAGUGAACCGGGCCUUACAGAGUGAGAGUGGACACCUGGAUCUUUUCAUCCGAUUCCUUCUGGGUCUCUCAUCUGUUUCCAGUAAGGUGCUUCUGCGGGGCUUGUUGGCACAAACAGACAGCAUGUCCUCCAGCCAAGAGGAAAUAGUUGAGUACAUUAAGAUGAAAAUCAGGGAGAAUUCCUCUCCAGAGAAAUCCAUCAAUCUAUUCCACUGUCUGAAUGAACUGAAUGAUCAUUCAUUAGUGCAGGAAGUCCAGACAUACUUGAGCAAAACAGGUGCAAGUCGUCUGACCGAAGCCAGACUCACGUCUUCUCAGUGGUCAGCUCUGGUGUUUGUAUUGCUAAAUUCAGAUGAUGACUUGGAUGAGUUUAAUCUAAGCAAAUUUGAUCCAUCAGAGGAAUGUCUUCUAAAGCUACUGCCAGUAGUGAAAACAUCUAGAAAAGCAGAUCUGAGUGGAUGUGGUCUCACAGAAAAAAGCUGUUUGGCACUGGCCUCAGCUCUUAGCUCAAGCUCCACAAGUCUGAGAGAGCUGAACCUGAGUGACAACAACCUAGAAGAUUCAGGACAGAAGCACCUUUCUACUGGACUAAAGAAUCCUCAAUGUAAACUGGAGACAUUAAAGUUGUCUAGGUGCCUAAUUAGAGAGGAAGGUUGUGCUGCCCUGGCCUUAGCUCUGAGAUUAAACCCUUCUCAUCUGAGAGAACUGGAUCUGAACUGGAAUAAACCAGGAGACUCAGGAGUUAAGCUUCUCUCCGUUGUACUGAAAGACCCACAAUGUAAACUGGAGAGGCUAAAAUUGAGGGACUGUAAUAUUGGAGAGGAAGGCUGUACUGCUUUGGCUUCAGCUUUAAGAUUAAACCCCUCACACCUGAGGGAACUCAGUUUAAACUAUAAUAAACCAGGAUGUUCAGGAAUUAAGCAGCUUUCUGCUCUUCUAAGGGACCUUGAUUGUAAAUUGAUGAAAUUACAGCUGUUUGACUGCAGCAUUGGAGAGGACGAUUGUGCUGCUUUGAUUUCAGCUCUAAGAUCAAAUCCAUCACACCUGAGAGAACUGACUCUAAACUACAAUGAACUAGGGGAGUCAGGAGUAAAGAUGCUCUCUAAUCUACUGAAGGAUCAGGGCUGUAAACUGGAGAAACUCAAGCUGUGCGAUUGCAACAUUACAGAGAAAGGAUUUGCUGCUCUGGCUUCAGCUCUGAAAUCAAACCCAUCACACAUGAAAAAGUUGGUUUUGAGCUGUAAUAAACUAGGGGAUUCAGGAAUUAAGCUGCUCUCUGCUCUGCUGAGGAAUCCUAACUGUAACCUCGAGAAGCUCAGGCUUUGGAAAUGCAGACUUGGCGAGCAAGGCUGUGCCGCUCUGACUUCAGCUCUAAGAACAAACCCCUCACACCUGAGAGAACUGAAUCUAAAUAAUAAUCAUCUAGGAGAUUUAGCAGUGAAGCAACUCUCUGGUCUAUUGCAGGAUCCACAUUGUAAACUAGAGAAAUUACUGCUGUCUGAAUGCAGUAUUGGAGAAAAAGCUUGUGUUACUCUGAUUUCAGCUCUGAUGUCAAACCCUUCACAUAUUAGAGCACUCAAUUUGAGCAACAAUGAACUAGGACACUCAGGAGUAAAGCAGAUUUCUGAUCUACUGCAGAAUCCACAAUGUAAACUGGAGAAACUGAGGUUUGUAAUUGCAGUAUCACAGAGGAAGACUGCAGUUCCCUUGCUUCAACUCUGAGAUCGCACUUAAAACACCUCAAUCUCAGUAAGAACAAACUAGGAGAUUUUGGAGUGAUGCAGCUCUAUGCUCUACAAAAUGAUCCACAGUGUAAACUACAGUGAGUUUCAUGUUUACACUUAUUUAAUAUUUACAUCUAUUCAAAUUAACAAACGUUUUUAAACUUAAACACUUUUUACUAAUUUAACUAAAGUGCUUUGGUGUUAUUUUUACUAGCACUGCAAUCUUUUAAAAAAACUUAAAAAUGUAGCGUAACAGAAUCAUCAAAAUAUGUCACUUUAAAAUCACCAUAUCACUAUAUCUAAUCAGUAACUUUUACUAUCAAGCUUUUCAUUUGCAUCCUAAACUCUUAUUCACUGUAAUAUUUUAAUAUAUAAAAUCGUAGUAUUUUCUAUAUUUUAAUCCAAAUUGUCUUGAUAGUUAAUCAAAUAAUAAUUUGGAUCAUCUAUCGUUUUAGGUAAACAUAGAUUCUAUAGAACAAGGAAUGGACAUAUUUUUGUAUAAGCAUAUCAAAUUACUUGAAGUGUGAAAAAAACAAAAGUUUGUUGUAUUGGUUAUUAAUCUGGACACAAAAAAAGCAUGUUUACUUUAAAGUGUAUUCAUGAAUCUUGAAACUACAUUUUAACACGGAAUUUUAGUACAAAAAUGUUUUAAUACUUUUUACUUGACAGUUACCACUUUAAUUAUUAAAUCUAAUGUAUGUAUGUAUAAAUACAAAUAUUUUAAUUUUAAUCACUAAUUCAUCUAUGACAAGUGUUUAUUUAUGCUUCAAUUCUAGAUGCUUCAACUGGUAGAUAAACUUGGAGG